Protopolystoma xenopodis is the source of this 969-nucleotide messenger RNA. NCBI's taxonomy places the organism in Eukaryota, Metazoa, Platyhelminthes, Monogenea, Polystomatidea, Polystomatidae. The record is from the annotation of a GenBank genome assembly.
AUGUCUUCCAACUUUCAUAAUCACACGUCGAAUCCUUACAAUUCAUCUGAUCCUUUCAGAGGUUACUUAAAUUAUCAGGCCCACAGCCUGGCUAAUUAUGGAAACCAACCGAACGCUUAUCCCCUAUUCCAUUCUGCUGCGGUCGCCGCUGUCGCAGCUGCAGCUGCAGAGUACUCUCAACAUUUUAAUUCCAACAAUGCUCAUAACUCACUCAAUCUUGCUACUUCGAACCCGGCUGUUCAUUUCAAUAACCUUACGGACUACUCCUGCAAUGUUACGCAGCCUCUACCCAUUCAAGACCAUGCUUCACAACCUCACUUCAGUUACGAUCAGUCUUUGACGACGAGGGGGCCUCUCAACAAGCCACUCACGGUAGCAACGAGUUCGUAUGAACCCCACCCUGCACCUAUUCCUGAUUAUCCAGCCCGCAAUACUUCACACAAGCAUGCUAACGUAAGCCGAUGUGCCCCCGACGGACAUGAGCUCAAUAAUCCUGAUCACAGUUUUACAACAAAAGGCAAAUCUAAGGGGCGCAAAUCUGUGCCUUCGAAUGAUUGCUGUCAGAAAAGGAAAGAAUUCGAAGAGCUAGUUAAAGCAAGGACAAAUAUGCUUAUGUCUGAAGGAGUUACUGCAGCGACGUCUCCUCUAGCGCAAGCACCAGCUACGACUGGAACAUGUUCCUCUUCUAGCAGUGGUUCACUAACCGGUGUCCCUCCUCUGACUUGCAAAGAAGGCUCUUCCAUUCUUUCAAGCACUGGACAAUCUCAUCACUCUCUUCUCAUGCAAGCAAUUCUCGAUUCCAAAAAGCGAGCCCUUUUGCGCUUACCUAGUAUUACGGCCUGCCUGUCUCGCCAACAGAGAACUGCGCGACAUCACAAGCGGCAGACUGAAUUGUUCAGCGUAACUGUCCGCAAUCCUCCCACUACCCAAGUCACACUGGGCUCUAGUAACCAGUCUUCGCUGAUCUAG